AUGGGGUUAUAUCGGCAUUUUGAGAUUCCUCUUCCACCCCAUGCUCACCAUAUUAAGAUCAUGUCUGAGUUGGAUGUGAGUGCUUUUAGCAAGGUCAAAUCUAUACGAGCUUUAUCUAGGAAUGCUGGCACGGGUGCAGCUGCAUCUUCAUCUUCUCUUCUUGAGGAUACUACGCUUUUUUCAACUAAGCAAGCGUUUAACACUCUGGAUGCCAAUUUGCUCUAUUCAUUGACUCUUCAGAAUCAACAAGCCUUGAUAGAUGUUGUUCGUGAUCUUCAAGAGGAUGUUAGAUCAACCCCUCCAGAUCCGUCACUUAUGGCUGACGAUGAUAAAGAUGAGGAUAACGAGUCAGACGAUGAUGCAGAGGAUGAUGAGGAUAUUAGUGGGAGUGAUACUGAUGAUGAUGAGGAGAUUCCGAUAUCUACAGUUCUGUUUGCUGGAGAUGAUCCAGAUGCUUGA
Molecule: messenger RNA, 459 nt
Organism: Cornus florida
Lineage: Eukaryota; Viridiplantae; Streptophyta; Magnoliopsida; Cornales; Cornaceae
Exons: 2
Coding region: 1-459 (152 amino acids)
Source: RefSeq, a predicted model, not a curated record